CUCCUUUCCUAUCAGAAAUUUCUUGGAAAAUGAAAAUUUGUCGUUAGAUUUUCCGGAAUUCACAGUUCCGUGAGACAAAAGAAAAUAUCGAAACAUUUCCAUGGCCCUUCUAAUCCACUCCCCGGAAGUGUCCGUUGCACCCCAAAUUGCCCAUAACCCUAACCCUAACCUUCCCAAACUCCACAGCUUCAGACCCCACACAAAGGCCAAAGCGAUUGGGCCAAAGCGUGGGGUCAGAAUUUCUUGCAAAGUGAAAGACUUUGCGGUUGUGAAUCCGUACGGUCAGUUUUCGGUUCCAGUGAAGCGAGGGUCGAAGCAGAGCAAAGAGGAGGAAGAAGAGAAGCAGAAUUACUAUGUUAAUGUUGGGUAUGCUAUCCGAAGUUUGAGGGAAGAAUUCCCUGAUCUCUUCUACAGGGAACUUAGCUUUGACAUCUACAGGGAUGAUAUUGUGUUUAAGGAUCCUAUGAACACAUUCGUUGGUAUUGAGAAUUACAAAUCAAUCUUCUGGGCACUACGAUUUCAUGGCAAGAUGUUUUUCAAAGCUUUGUGGGUGGACAUAAGUACUGUAUGGCAGCCUGUUGAGAACGUCAUUAUGGUGCGCUGGACUGUUCAUGGGAUCCCACGAGUUCUAUGGGAAAGUCGUGGUAGGUUUGAUGGAACUUCUGAGUAUAAACUUGACAGGCAAGGCAAGAUUUUUGAGCACCGGGUUGACAACAUUGCUCUGAAUUCACCUCCUCGGUUCAAAGUGCUGGGUGUGGAAGAAUUAAUUCAAUCUCUUGGCUGCCCCUCGACUGCAAGACCAACCUAUUUUGAAAUAUCUUCACCUCCUAAGAGAAUGUAAUUUGCUCAGGUUCUUCAAAAAGUUUUGGUGUAAAUUGUGCAUAGUAUGGUAAACAAAACAUGGAGCUAGAUAUAUUUUAUCUUGCUUGUCACAUAAAGCUGUGAGAAAAAAGGUGUUGUCAGACUUGGUUAUAUGGUGCUCAACUCUGUUGGCAGCAGUUAUAACUUUUAGGGUCAUUGCUGGCUACUGUAACUAGUUGAGUUUUAAAAGCCCUGUAUAUAAUUUAAUUGCUACGUAUCUCUUAUGUCUUACUCCAUCUAUAGAUUUAUAUAAAAGCAAAUUGUGCCCUGAUGCCAUAUUCAUAUA
Molecule: messenger RNA, 1147 nt
Organism: Cajanus cajan (pigeon pea)
Lineage: Eukaryota; Viridiplantae; Streptophyta; Magnoliopsida; Fabales; Fabaceae
Product: DUF2358 family protein (DUF2358)
Source: RefSeq, a predicted model, not a curated record